Argiope bruennichi is the source of this 2041-nucleotide messenger RNA. RefSeq names its product intraflagellar transport protein 57 homolog (gene IFT57). The coding region runs from base 431 to 1690 and encodes 419 amino acids. Gene Ontology annotation, cellular component: Golgi apparatus; cilium; centrosome. NCBI's taxonomy places the organism in Eukaryota, Metazoa, Arthropoda, Arachnida, Araneae, Araneidae. Gene Ontology annotation, biological process: intraciliary transport; non-motile cilium assembly. The transcript has 11 exons. The record is from RefSeq and is a predicted model, not a curated record.
AGUCUUGCGAAAUGUGUUUUGAAUUGUAUAACGCUGGUGAUUUUUUAAUAAACGCUAAAUUAGAAUAUAUGAAAUGUAGCUUUCAAAGUAUUUCAAAAAUAUAUUAGAGUUAGUUUGUAUCAUUCGUAAGAAGACAGUGAAGUGAACAUUUUUUCCCCCCCGAAAAUGAAGUUUCAAAAAUAGGUUAUACCGAAAAUGAUUGUUUUGCCUGUAUGAAUAUUUUUCUUUUUAUGGAAAAAGAACAACUAAUAUCUAUUACUAAAGUGAGGCUUAUGUAUAAAGUAGAACUAUUAAUGAUUAAGUUGAACUAUUAUUAUUUUAAUUAAGUAAUUUUUUUAGCAUGGAAAUAAUAAAAUUAGUUGGGAUCAAAAUGCAAUUGGAAGAAAUAUUAAUUACAUGUUAGAUCUGGAUAAUUCCCUCUUGAUAUACUAUGGAAGAAAGAAGACAAAGUAGAGGCGAAGUUGUGGAUGCUGGUCCAGGAUAUGCAUAUAUGAUAUAUGUUUUGAUGGAAAGCUUAUUAGAUAAGCUUAAACUUUUGAAUUAUGAUACAGAAUUUUCCCAAGAAUUCAAAAUGAAAAAUAUUAACAGGCAUUAUUUUGCUUUACAAACAAACCCUGGUGAGCAGUUUUUUAUGUUUUCUUCUUUGGCAGCUUGGUUGAUUCGAAAGUGUGGUGUGAAAUUUGAUACUCCUCAAGAGUCUGAUGACCCUAAUGGAACUAUAGCAAGUAUUUUGGAGCAAGUGAAACAAAUGGGUGUUGCUGUUGACUUUCCACCCAGUAAACUGAAGCAGGGUUGGGGUGAGCAAGUGAUUUUCGUAUUAUCACGAUUAGCUGACCAAGCUCUAAAAAGGCAAAGUUUCAGUUGGAAGAGGCCUAUAAUUUUGCCAGAAGAUGAUGAUGGGAAUGAUGCAGUUUUAGAUGCUGAUGAUUCGGAAGUUACCUUAGAAAAAAUUGAAGAAGAAAUGAUUGCUGAAGCAUUUGAAGAUGAGGACUCUGAAGAUGAGGGUGAAAUUUUGGAUUUAGAAGCUUUGAGAAAUUUAUCCAUUGCAAAACAGGACAAAGGAGAAAAAAAUAAACCUGAUGAAGUUAUGGAGUCUAAUAUUGAUGCAAUGGAAUGGAAAUUAGAAGUGGAACGAGUCAUGCACCAUUUGAAAGUUACUGUGAGAAAUGAUUCUAGGGAUUGGCGUAGUCAUUUAGAUCAAAUUCGUCAACAUCGGAAGAAUAUUGAUGAAACAAUGUCAAUGACAAAAACACAGCUGGACAAACUAUAUACUGACAUUAGCCGUUCGCUGGAAAAAAUUGGAAGCCGGGAAAAAUACCUUAAUAAUCAGUUAGAACAACUAGUUUUGGAAUAUCGUACGGCUCAAGAUCAACUUUCUCAAGUCAGGGAACAAUACAAGUCAAUCAGUGGAGGAGUCACUGAGCGAUCUCGCAUCUUAUCACAGAUAACUGAAGAGCUUGAUCAAGUGAAACAAGAAAUGGAUGAAAGAGGAUCAAAUAUGACUGACGGAAAGCCACUAGUGAAUAUCAGGAAAGCUUUAUCAAAACUAAAGGUUGAACUAAGCCAGAUGGAUGUACGAAUAGGAGUUGCUUCUCAUACGUUGUUACAAGCUAAACUGAAGGAGAAAGGAAAUUUACAAAGAGCUAUCAAUAAUCCACCCAUCUUGAACAAUUUUACAACAAUAUUCUGAAGAAAAAAACACUAAAUAUAUUUGCAAUGAACUCACUGGAUCUAUAACAAUGUACAUUGACUUCUGUAUCUUUAUAAACUUUUGUUAUUUAGAGUAUGAAAUAAACACAUGGAAGAUUUAAUAUUUAAUCCUUUGAGGAUUAUUUAAGGAUUGUUAUAAUCUAAUCAAAAUAAUAUUAGUCUGUUUCUGUAUUAUUUGUAAAUAUUUAUAUCAGAGUGUUUUGAAUUCAGAACUAUAUUUAGGAACAUUUUUACCUUUGUUAAAUUUAGCAAAAAUAUUUUUAACUGAAAUCACUUGUUUUUGUCUAUAAAUAAAGACAAAGUUGUUGAACAUUGUAUAAUGAAUGUUUUU